Schistocerca americana (American grasshopper) is the source of this 956-nucleotide messenger RNA. RefSeq names its product zinc finger protein 596-like. The coding region runs from base 84 to 956 and encodes 290 amino acids. The record is from RefSeq and is a predicted model, not a curated record. The transcript has 3 exons. Gene Ontology annotation, cellular component: nucleus. NCBI's taxonomy places the organism in Eukaryota, Metazoa, Arthropoda, Insecta, Orthoptera, Acrididae.
GGGAGCCUGUGUCAAGCUCCACCCACGUGGUUCGCAGCUAGCGAAGUCAUACUGUCCGAUCCCGUCUGGUCCUCAAAUUUGAAAUGGAGUCAAUAAGUUGUGGCAGUGAAUCUGAAAGUUUUCACCCUGAUGACAUGGAGGAUGGCAGCAGUAUUAAUAUCAGUGGCAGUUUAAUUGCCAGAGUUGGACUAACUGCAGGAACAGACCACAACGUACCAUGCACCUCCAACCGGGAAGCCUCCUGUGGUAAUAAAAGAGAUGACAUGCUGCAUUCUUGCAGUGUGUGCCACAAAAUAUUCUCAAGGAGUGACAGCUUGAAGAGGCAUUCCCGUCUGCAUGAGCACCCAUACAGCUGUGACAUUUGCAGAAAAACAUUCAAGAACAGAAACAACUUGAAGAUCCAUUCCUGUGUACACAGUGCAGAACUCCCUUACAGUUUUUAUGUUUGCAACAUGACAUUUCACAACAGCAGCAACCUGAGAAGGCAUGUGUUGCUGCAUACAGGUGAAUGUCCACAUAGUUGUAGUGUGUGUCAUAAGGGCUUCACAAACAGUAGUGACCUGAAGAAUCUUUCACAUCUGCACACGCGUGUGCGUCCAUAUAGUUGUGGUGUGUGUCAGAAGGGAUUCAUGAACAGCAGCGACCUGGAGAAUCAUUCUCAUCUCCAUGCAGAUGAACAUCCAUACAGCUGUGACUUUUGCAGCAGGACUUUCAUAUAUGCUAACACGCUAAGGCAUUUGCUGCAGCACAUUGAUGAACGCCCGUAUAGUUGUGAUAUUUGCAACAAGACAUUUACAGAAAGUGGCACCCUGAAGAGGCAUGUGCUGCUGCAUACAGAUGAACGUCCACAUAGUUGUAGUGUGUGUCAUAAAGGCUUAACAAACAGUAGUGACCUGGUGAAGGUCCAUAUAGUUGUGAUGUGUGUCAGAAGAGAUUUAAGACCAGCAGCAACCUGA